Molecule: messenger RNA, 1794 nt
Organism: Diplodia corticola
Lineage: Eukaryota; Fungi; Ascomycota; Dothideomycetes; Botryosphaeriales; Botryosphaeriaceae
Exons: 4
Coding region: 1-1794 (597 amino acids)
Source: RefSeq, a predicted model, not a curated record
AUGGCGUACCGACCAUUUUCAGAGACCGAAUCCAAAGCCCCUGCUGAACUUGCUGUCUGCAUCGUUUUCCUCAUACUGACAUACCUCACUGUUGGCGCCCGAUGCUAUGUACGGACGUCCAUGCUUAAAAGCUUCGGAUGGGACGAUGCCCUAAUGGUGGUUGCUUUGGCUUUCUUUAAUGUCUGGGCCAUUUCGAUCAUCGUCAUCGCGUACCAAUAUGGAGGAGGAACUCGCGUCGAUGUCAUCGGAAGCGCGAUGCACUGGAUAAUCGUCUCUGAGACAUUCUACGUAAUUACAGCCAUGAUGGCCAAGUUGUCUUUGGGCAUCUUCUUCCUGCGGAUAGUCAUCAAGCCUUGGCAAAGAGCCAUGGUCUACGUCGUAAUGAUCCUCAUCGCCCUUACAAGCAUCUUCUUCUUCUUCUUCCUUAUUUUCCUCUGCGGAAACCCAAAAGACUACCUGAUACGCUACGUGUAUGAUCAAUGCGCGCCACGGCACGUCCAGAGCGCGCUUGCAUACCUCUCCGCCUCUAUAGGCGCGGCGGCGGAUUGGGUCUACGCACUCAUCCCCAUUCAGAUUGUGGCGCAAGCCAAUAUGGACAUGCGUUCCAAAUUGUCCGUCUUCUUCAUCCUCUCGGUUGGCACAGUCGGCUGCGUCUGCUCUACCAUCCGCCUCAAGUACAUCGGCGGCUUGGUCAGUCCAACCGAUUUCUUCUGGAACGCCGCCAUGAUAUCCAUAUGGUCGGGCAUCGAGUGCGGCGCGGGCAUCACGGCUGGUUCUCUUGCAACCCUCCGCCCACUGUUCAAACACUGGAUUGCUACUGUCCGUAGCCUCUCCGACUCACUCGGCUCGUCUGCCGCGCGACGCCGAAAGCGCGCUGCAAACCCAAAUUGCACGGGCACAAGCAGCGGCGCAGCCAGCGGUGGAAUCAGACCGCAUGGCGACGGUCCCGCUGACGCCCACCACCACCGUGGCCACCAUCCUCCCCACAGGCCUCAGUCACGCUCCUUUCCCAGCUAUGGAUCGUCCAUUGGAGACAUCAGCGGUGCAAGCGGAACGGGGGGCAGCAGAGCAUGGCCAAGCUCAGGCUGCUGGGAGAAGCUCGACAGCGAUGCGAUCAUCCGCAGCAACAGCAGCAUCACACGGCAGCGCGACGGUAGCAGCGACUACUCAGGCGACGACGUCGAGUUGAAGGACCUGUCUCGCGAGACGUCGCGAGAGCUUCUAGACCACCACCACCAUCACCAGCGGCGUCCAUCGUCGUCGUCUUUAUCGUCGCCAUCACCGCCUCCGUCUCGUCCCCUGCCAACACCGCCGGCGCCGCCCCCGCCCCCGCCCCCGCCUCCGACCCCGCCGCCACUGCCCCCACCACCACCACAGUCCCUAUUGAGGAGUGCGGCAGUGGGAUCGGCGAGCGCGAGACCCCUGUCCGUCAUCCCCGAGCGCGAUAGCGUAGUCAGCAGCAGUGGUGGCGGCGACGGACGUGGCAGCGGCCGGUGGGAGUCGUGGUCGUUGCCGCCCGCGCCGGACCAGUGGUCGGACGACGACGGGCAACGGCAGCAGCAACGGGGGCAAGAAAGCAGAACGCGAAGGACAAGAGGAGGUGGAUUCAGCACGACGACGCCGCCGCCGCCAUCGUCACUGUAUGACACGGAUCUAGAGCUGGGUCGACCGUUUACGAUCGACGACGUGGAAAUGGGGUUUUUGGAUGCGGACGAGUUGAGGAGACAUCGGCGGCGGCUUCGGGUGAUGGAGGCUCGGGAUGGUGGUGGGGGGUUUACGUGGGGCGGUGCGUGA